Molecule: messenger RNA, 1464 nt
Organism: Caenorhabditis bovis
Lineage: Eukaryota; Metazoa; Nematoda; Chromadorea; Rhabditida; Rhabditidae
Source: the annotation of a GenBank genome assembly
AUGUCAAUUCCUACGGAUAUGGCCAAACCUGAUGAAAUCGAGACACAAUAUCAAGAUUUGAAUAAUGUGAAAAAUGUCGGUCCUAGUGAUUACCAAUACGGUCAAUACUACCAACCUGAUAACGAAGAGGAUGAAGAAGAUGAUGGAGAAUUGGUUGAAAAUCAUGGGCAUAAUGUUGGCGAUGUUAAUUAUAUGGAUAGAAGUGAUCAGAAUCUUAAUGGCUGUUUCACCCGAAAAGAUGGGGUUAUAUUAGACCAAGAAAGAUUUCUGCCAAUUGCAAAUAUUUCGAGAAUCAUGAAAACUCAGGUUGAUCCUCAAGCGAAACUUUCUAAAGAAGCGAAAGAAUGCGUCCAAGAAUGCGUUUCUGAAUUUAUUCAAUUUUUGACUUCUGAGGCCGCUGAUUAUUGUCAUCAAACUAAACGGAAGACCUUAACUGCUGAUGAUCUCUUAACAGCUUUGGAAGCUACUGGUUUUGACAAUUAUGCUGAACCGAUGAGAAUUUUCCUGAUGAAAUACCGACAAGCCCACAAAUUGACGGGACCAAUUCACCGACCUCACACAAAUUAUGUUCAUCCGCCACAAUAUGCCAAUGAUCCACCAAUUCAACCCUUGUUUUACAAAACUGACGGCGGAAUGCGUUGUGUUGAAACACAAUUUUUCAAUUCUGAUGGUGAGGAAAAGGAAAUUGGAAAUCAAGAUAUUGAGGAAAACCAGGAAUCUGAAAAGAGGAGACUUUCAGGACAAAGUACACAACCAGAAUCAGAAGAGUAUUUCAACGAAGACCAAACGGCAUCGCAAACCGCAGUGCAAACCGAACAAGGUGAUAUAAUUCUGGACGAAAGUGGAGAAAUGCCAAUUGCUGCCCUCGAACAACAGCAUCAAAUGCAAAUUUAUGUUGAUGCGUCGACUAAACAACACUAUGCGGCUAUGGAAACGCCGCAAGGAAUUCAAUUAUUCCCAAUUACAAUUCAAAAUGAUCCUAUCACAAUUACAAACACAGCGGAAAGUGAGACUGCCGAGCCGGCCACAGAAUUCUCAUCAUUCGGAAACGACGAGACGCAGAAGACUGGCGAAACACAACCAUCUGAAGAAAGCGCUUUGCCAUUACCCAAGGAUUUCGCUGUUAAUUCCGAAUAUUCGACAUCUGUGCCGCAGUCUUUCGAAAAACCGAUGAGUAUAGAUAAUAUUGAUGUUACUGUUGGCGAAGUUCUAAUGAAGCGGAAGAGAAAAAUUAUUCCAUCGUUUAAAGGGCGGAGACGUCCGGCCCCGAGUUCGUCACAUUCGCAGACACGACAACCUAAUACACAAAUUCAAUACCACAUUCAACCAGUUCAAGUUGUAUCGCCUGCACCCCAACAGAUGCCUACACUUCAACCUCAAACUCAGCAAAUACCGCAAUCCCAACCACACUUGCAGGCUCAAUCUGAAUUUUCAACGAGGUCUACACGAAGAUCACGCAGAUAA